AUGAAGUUUGGUGUAGAAUUUAAUGCUAAAAUAUUUGAGCCCUGGAGGGAUUCAUAUGUUCAAUAUGACAAGCUCAAAGAACGAUUAAAAGAAACGGAAGAAAGUAAUGAUUCAUUUGCCAACCAAUUUGAAAUCGAGCUAAAAAAGGUAUAUAACUUUGUUCAGAUCCGUUUACAGACAAUGACAAGCCGUAUCGAUUAUUGCAACUAUCUUUUGAGAGGGUAUAGUAAAUCGAAACCGGCAGAAGAUGCUUAUAAUUCUGUGGCAGAUAGCUUGGCAGAUAUUCUGAUUGACAUAGAUGAUUUAACCAAAUAUCAUGAAUUAAAUCUUAUUGCCUUUGAAAAGAUUGCAAAUAAACAUGAUAAUAAGGUAGCUGGUGGCAUACUUACACCGUAUUUUUUUGAUAAAUUAUUAUAUUUAUAUCCACUGGAUAAACAAAGGUUCGAUAUAUUGGUCGUGCGAAUUUCCGAAAUGUAUGAAGUUUGUCGACACUAUGGUAAUGCAAGACUAUCCUGUGUUGAUGACAAUAGUUCAGAUAUUAAACAAACGGCCUUUGAAAGAGCUACAUAUAAAUAUUGGGUUCACCCAGAUAAUAUCAAUCAAGUCAAGACAAUUAUUUUAUUACACCUGCCAAUUUAUGUCUUUAACAGGAAGAAACAAUAUGAAUCAACAGAUGCAGCUGUUUCUAGUGUUUAUUUUGACAAUGAACUAUUUGAACUUUAUCAUGAGCGACUGGAUCGUAGUGAAGGUGCAGAGGCCAUUCGUAUUCGUUGGUAUGGAAAAAGUAGUGAACUUAAUGACGAUGUUUAUGUUGAACGGAAGACACAUCAUGCUCCAUGGAUGUAUGGUAAAUCUAUUAAGGAUCGUUUCAGGAUCAAGGGGGAUCAAACCAAUGCAUACUUAAGUGGAACAUAUACAGCAAAAAACUAUAAAGAGGAUUUAGAGAAAAGAGAAAAGAUGGAUUCCAAGACAAUUGAAGAUAGUUAUUUUAUUGCUGAGGGAAUUCAUGAUUCUAUCAAACGUAAAGAAUUGAAGCCUAUGUGCCGUGUUUUCUAUAAUCGCACUGCUUUUCAACUACCAGGCGACCAGCGUUUAAGAAUUAGUUUAGAUUCAAAUCUGACUUUUAUUCGAGAAGAUCAUAUAGAUGGUAGGGAAAGACGGGUAACGGAGAAUAGAUCAUCUAAUUGGAGAAGGCAAGACAUUGGUAUUGAAUACCCAUUCCGCAAAGUCAAAGAGUCUGACAUUUUGAGAUUCCCCUAUGCAGUUUUAGAAAUUAAGAUACAGGAACAUCUAGGGCAGGAAAUUCCCAAUUGGUUGAACAAUCUUUUAAAAAGUCAUCUUGUGUUUCAAGUUCCUCGAUUUUCCAAAUAUAUUCAUGGCGCAAGUUGCUUAUUUCAUGACAAGGUUUCUAAUACUCCCUUUUGGAUUGAAAUGCUUCAUGAAGAUAUAAAGAAGCCUGUUAUACAGAAUAUUGGGCUUUCUCGAUCUCAGAGCUUUAAGGCUCUCAUCAAUGGGCAUCAUAGAAAAUCGCUCUUUGCUCAGAAUGAUAUACCUCUUAAAGUAUCCACUAUACUAGAAUUUAAACCAAAGCAUGAAUCAUAUACAUUAAUGGAUACGAAAAAAUCAAAUACAAAAGAAAUUAAUAAUCAAGAUAUUCAGCACUUAUCUAUUAACUUCCCAGAAAAUUUAGUAUCACCUACACUAGAACAUACUGAAAUAGACAACUUGCGGUUUCCACAUAAAUUUUUCAAGUUUUGGAAAAAGAACAAUAAAGCUGAGGAAGAUAUAAUAAAUACCAAUAAAACAUCUAUUUGCAAGAGAAGAGAUUCAAAAGUAUUUUUUUCUAACGAACGUACUUUUAUGGCUUGGCUACAUUAUUGUAUUUUACUUUUAACAAUUGCAAUAAGGUUAGUUAAUGGUGGUGAUACAGUAUCAAAAAUAAUUGGCAGUACUUUUAUUGCUUUAACAGUAAUGGUUUCUAUUUAUUCAUUGGCACGCUUCCAUUCUAGAGCUUAUCAUUUAAAAAAUGGUUAUCCAACAUCAACAUUGGAAGACAUUUAUGGGCCUAUUACAUUGUGUGUUCUAGUUGCUGCUGCCAUAAUUGCUAAUUUUUAUUUAAGACUUCCAUUAAUUAUGGAAAAGAAUUAA
Messenger RNA from Cokeromyces recurvatus, 2148 nucleotides. RefSeq names its product VTC domain-containing protein. The transcript has 3 exons. Bases 1 to 2148 code for a protein of 715 amino acids. NCBI's taxonomy places the organism in Eukaryota, Fungi, Mucoromycota, Mucoromycetes, Mucorales, Mucoraceae. The record is from RefSeq and is a predicted model, not a curated record.